UGCAUGAUCAAAUGAAGAUAAGUAUUUCAGAUGGGUAACAUGAGUGUAAAAGUUCCUUUAGUAGUAAAUCAAACAACCACCAUUCAGAAGACUGUAGUAGCAAAUUUAUCAUCAUAUGCCAAGUCCAAGCCCAAUGGAGCCAAGUUCCUGGUUGUUGGACUUGGAAAUUAUUCAAUGGCUGGCACAAGGCACAGUGUGGGUAUGGCAGUGCUCAAUCGCUUCUGUAAUGCAACUGGAUCAAGUUGGGUGAAGGAUCGCCAUUGCCAAGGAGACGUUGCUAGAACAACGGUAUAUGACAACAUAGAAUUGAUAUUACUGAAACCAAGGUUGAUGAUGAAUAUUAAUGGUAUAUGCAUAGCUAAAGCAGUUGACAAGUUUGGAAUCAUGCCAGAAAACUUGUACCUGGUACAUGAUGACUUGGAUAGAAACUUUGGUAAAUUCUCCAUCAAGAAGGCAGGCAGUGCUGGUGGUCACAAUGGUGUAAAGUCAGUAAUCAGUAGUUUGAAGUCAGAUAAAAUGCCAAGGUUGAGAAUUGGUAUUGGAAGACCAGUUAGCAGUGGCAGCGUUAUCAGCUUUGUUCUAGGGCGCUUCACAACUGAAGAGAAAGAACAACUGCCAAAGAUCAUGGACAAUGCCAUUGAAGUAUUGCAGACCAGCAUCAAGAAAAGGGCAUCUGGUCUGGGAUCUUGACCAUUCCUGUUGCUGUUCAUUAUUGUUAAAAAUGAGCUGACAAUUUGGAGUGAGUGAAGGACAAAAAUGCCAGAAGAAUUAUGCAUAGAUUGAAGUGGAAAUUAGAGUGAGCAAAGAAGUCUCUUUUUAUCUCACAGCAGCACUGCAUAUUUUCAUUUAUUUAUUUAUUUAAAUUCAUUUUUGAACGAGGGUGUAAACUCAAUCCGUGAGGACAUUGCUUUCCAUUGGGACCCGCAAACAAGACACAGUGAAAUAUAAAAUUAUUAAAACAAUUCAUCUUGCAUCCUUUGAAAGUAUCAGAAAAUACAAAGGAAUUAAAUGUUAAACAAGUUACAUUACAUAAAGAAAACACAAACAAGAAAUGAAUAACAUCAAAGUUUUAAAUCUGUUAAAUAGAGCAUAUAUUUCUGCUCAAUAAGUUGGUUGGAAUUUACAAGUUAAAACUAUAGUAUACAUUGUAUGAGGGCAGAUGCAUAAUUGAUGUGGGGGACAGUGGCAGAUGUUUUACAGAUGCAUUAUUAUUCCCAAUUCACUUAAGUAGAAUUAAAAGUACUGAAUAGAAAAGACAGGGGUGGAUCUAGAGAUGUCCAAAAGGGUGUGGGGCCGAAAGGUGGGGGAAGGGCGAUCAAGAGGAAAGCCUUGGACAUGCUCCAUGAAAUUUUUGUUUUCCAGGCGCCCGGAAAUAACCUGUAAGGCAUUUUAGGCGAUCAUUAAGUUAUUUUAUUUAUUUAUUUUUUUUUGUUUACUUUUAAAAAGUGGCUCACCUUCCCCCACCUUUCAAAAUCUGUCCAUGAAAGAAACCUUUCAAGGUCUCUUAUGUCAAAAUACACACAAAAGGGAGAGGGUUGUAAUAAUUAAUGGUCCCACUCAUGCAAGAUAUAGGUUAAGAAUUAUUUGUUUUGAAAUUUGUCACCACAAUAGCUUAAUUUAUUUUAUACAAAUGGUUUUAAUAAAUGAAAAUCAUUGAAAAAAUAAUU
Messenger RNA from Anneissia japonica, 1667 nucleotides. Its product is annotated as probable peptidyl-tRNA hydrolase. Lineage: Eukaryota; Metazoa; Echinodermata; Crinoidea; Comatulida; Comatulidae. Gene Ontology annotation, molecular function: peptidyl-tRNA hydrolase activity. Bases 31 to 690 code for a protein of 219 amino acids. The record is from RefSeq and is a predicted model, not a curated record. The transcript is spliced from 6 exons.